AUGGCUGCGGCGGCGGCAGCGACCGUUGGGAAUGGAGCCUGCACUCCGGCCACCGGUGGCUCUUUGGCCGGCUCCUAUCGCCCCUUUGAGCCCCAGGCGAUCGGGUUGAGUCCGAACUGGCGCCUGACCAGCUUCUCCGACAUGAAGGGAUGAGGCUGCAAGGUCCCCCAGGAGACGCUGCUCACUCUCCUGGCGGGACUGACGCGGCCGGAGGAGCGGCCCCCGCGGGCCCCCGGCCUAAACCUUGGCUUCGGGGAUGUUGUUGCGGAAGAGGCUGCCGGGCCGGCGGUCCUGGAACCUGGACCGGAUGCCGGGCCCUUCCUGCCCUCCGCGACGGGCCCCAGCCCCUCCUCCCCCACCCUCGGCAUAGGAAUGGACUCCUGCGUGAUCCCCUUGAGACAUGGAGGACUUUCGCUUGUGCAGACCACCGACUUCUUUUACCCUUUGGUUGAAGACCCCUACAUGAUGGGACGAAUUGCCUGCGCCAAUGUGCUAAGUGAUCUGUAUGCCAUGGGCAUUACCGAAUGUGAUAAUAUGCUGAUGUUACUUAGUGUCAGCCAAAAGAUGAAUGAGGAGGAGAGAGAAAAAGUAAUGCCUCUCAUGAUCAAAGGCUUUAGAGAUGCUGCUGAGGAAGGAGGAACCUCAGUGACUGGGGGACAGACCGUUGUAAACCCCUGGAUCAUAAUUGGAGGUGUUGCUACUGUGGUCUGUCAACCUAAUGAAUUCAUCAUGCCAGACAGUGCAGUUCCAGGGGACGUGCUGGUAUUGACCAAACCCUUAGGAACUCAAGUGGCAGUCAAUGCCCACCAGUGGCUGGAUAAUCCAGAAAAAUGGAAUAAAAUAAAAUUAGUGGUAACCAGAGAAGAUGUAGAAUUGGCCUAUCAGGAAGCUAUGUUUAGCAUGGCCAUGCUGAAUAGAACUGCUGCUGGGUUAAUGCACACCUUUAAUGCUCAUGCUGCCACUGAUGUCACUGGCUUUGGAAUCUUGGGACAUGCACAGAAUCUUGCAAAGCAACAAAGAAGUCAAGUAUCCUUUGUCAUUCAUAAUCUUCCAAUCAUUGCCAAGAUGGCUGCUAUUAGUAAGGCCAGUGGGCGUUUUGGUCUUCUCCAGGGAACAUCAGCGGAAACCUCUGGGGGUCUACUGAUUUGUCUGCCCCGAGAACAUGCAGCUCGUUUCUGUUCUGAAAUCAAGUCCCCCAAAUAUGGAGAGGGUCACCAAGCCUGGAUUAUUGGCAUUGUGGAAAAAGGAAACCAGACAGCCCGCAUCAUCGACAAACCAGGGAUUAUCGAAGUCACACCACGUGGAGCCACUGUACCCCUUCAUCCCAAUAAUUCCCAUGCAAGCCUUGAGCCUGGUUCAUGAGAUGGUAAAGCAGCAAUCAUUUGGACCUUAUAGACUUUUGGACACAAUCAUGGAUCUUUUAAAAUGACUACUUAUUAUUUGGGGGAAGGGGAAAUUUCCAAAGAAACCUGUUUGAAUGGUAAAAAGUUGCCUUCUUGGGGUGACUUUUUUUAAUGAGCCAGUUAAGGAAAACAGCUGCUUUUAUGCUUAUUUCAAUGUCAUAAAUUAUAUUUUAGAUGUUUUACUAUCUGGAUGGUUUGACCUUCUCUUCUAUAGGAGGGAAGCAGAAUAAUUUUAUUUCCCCUUCCAGCAGCAAGAUGAAGCUGUUAGAGUUUGAGGGUAUUUCUUGAACUAUAUGAUUAGAGAGAUUGCUUUGUUGAUUAUAUUCAUACAUAGGAAAUUAGAUUAUUUAUUGAAGGUGGACAAAUUGGAAAGAACUUAGAUCAUAAGCAAAUAAGCCUGGAAGUUUCAAAGAUCUUUCAAACUUGUAAUAGUAGGAUGGUAUUAUCUGGAAUUAUUUAUUGGAUUUUUUUUUUCCCUUUGAAGUGUUGGCUCUUUCCCACCCUGGCCAAGAAGUGAGCAGCUUGUCCAAAGGUUGGGAAGUAAUGACCUGAAGCCAUUCUGCUAACCACAAGCCUUGUCUCUAUUUAUGAUGCUUCUCCCAUAAAACCCUAUUAAGGGCUGGAAGAGGCUGAGCACAACCUCAGAGCCUAGGCGUAGGUGUCACUAAAACGUAUAAUCUUAAUUCCUGGUCACUCAACUAAUAAAAAGUUAAUUUUUAGAUAUCAACAAGUAAAUAAAAUCUAGAUAAACUAUAUUCUCAGCAUUCCUUUUAUCUAUCAGUAUAGCAACUGUAUCAACAAAGAAAUGGGGUAGUUUGGUAUGACCUGUUCUUGGAGAUGCCAUUGAUGGUUUUCUGUGAUCAAUGCAGUCUUUUCUGGAUAUUCAUGAUUGAUUUAUUUGUUAAUACAUUCUAUUUUGAUAGGUAUCAAAGUUAAUCUCUCUGGCCUAUUAUAGUUCUGUUUGUUGAAAAUCAGUACAUUACCACCCUUCUCCAAGUGUGGGACACUCUCCUAAUUCUGGAAAGAGUUCUAGACAUAGAAGAAACCUGGUUUCAAGUCCUACCUCUGACACUAGUUAUGUGACCAUGGGCAAGUCAUGUAAUCUCUGAAUUUGUU
Messenger RNA from Gracilinanus agilis (Agile Gracile Mouse Opossum), 2519 nucleotides. RefSeq names its product selenophosphate synthetase 2 (gene SEPHS2). Gene Ontology annotation, molecular function: selenide, water dikinase activity; ATP binding. Gene Ontology annotation, biological process: L-selenocysteine biosynthetic process. Lineage: Eukaryota; Metazoa; Chordata; Mammalia; Didelphimorphia; Didelphidae. Gene Ontology annotation, cellular component: cytoplasm. The transcript has a single exon. The record is from RefSeq and is a predicted model, not a curated record.